UGGAGCAUUUCUGUCGCGUCACGUAAACAUCUUUGGCUCUUCACUUUAAAAGCUUUCACUCGGUUCCACUCGGCUUCACUCUAGAAGCCUGCGCGGCUGUCACGUGACUUCACGUGAAGCUCUGCUCACGUGCGAGCUGACCGACGUCAGCUAACGUAGCGAGCUAGCAUAAAACCUCCCGAGCCAACAACAACGACAAACAACAACAACAGCAACCUUUUAGGGGGGUGCGGUUGCCUCGUCGUGAGCGCGCGGGAGGUCGUUUGAAGGGGUUCGCUGGAUUCGGUUAAUUGAACUUUAUCGCUUAUUUGUUGAGUUUCCGGUAUCGUUGACUGAAGCUAACCGCUAGCAUCAUGGGAGCCGAGCAGAGCGGAGACGCGGAGCACAAACACUCCGACUACAGCUCUGCGGUGGUGCCGUCUCCAGCGAAGCAGAAAGCAAAGAUGGAUGACAUCGUCGUCGUGGCUCAGGGGACCCAGUCGAUGCGGAACAUCCACAACGACCCAGAUGUCAUCAAACUUCAAGAGAUACCCACAUUUCAGCCACUUUUAAAAGGCAUGCUGAGUGGCCAGACGUCGCCCAGCAGUGUUUGUCUGGAGCGGCUCGACGCGGCUCAGGUUCUGCAGCUCUGCCUCCGCUACCAGGACCACCUGCACCAGUGCGCCGAGGCCGUGGCCUUCGACCAGAAUGCCCUGGUGAAGAGGAUCAAAGAGAUGGACCUGUCCGUGGAAACCUUGUUCAGCAUCAUGCAGGAGCGGCAGAAGCGCUACGCCAAGUACGCCGAGCAGAUCCAGAAGGUCAACGAGAUGUCCAUGAUCCUGCGGCGCAUCCAGAUGGGCAUCGACCAGACGGUGCCGCUGAUGGAGCGCCUCAACAACAUGCUGCCGGAGAGCGAGCGCCUGGAGCCCUUCAGCAUGAGGCCCGACGGGGACUCUGCCAGCAGCAAGUAGUCGCCGCAGCGGGCCCUUCAGGGCCACGAGGAAGUGCAGGUCUGUCCAGCUGCGGGGGGGGGGGGGGGGUGGAGCUUGUAAAGAUGUUUGUUUUGUUUUCAGGGAGGUGUCAAUGUGUGAGCAUGUGACUUUAUACUUACCAUUGCAUAUUUUGCUCAACACACACACAUGCACACGCACGCACACACACACCUGACCACCUCACGAGCCCCGACUGCAAAGGGCUCGGAGGUCAUUACAUCUCUAUCUAACUGGCAACCUUCCAGGCACACACACCUUCCUCACCCUUCCCGGGGAACACACACACACACUUCUGAUGGAGUAAGAAUGAACUCCGUGUGUGUUUUUAAAAACUCGUCCUGCAGGACUCAAAUGUGUGCGAGUGGAUUUUUCUGGCGCAAACCUGCAGGAGCAUCAAGCCGCUCGCCUCCUGUUGGCGCCGUGGAUUGAUUAUGGAUUGAAUAUUUGUCUUCUGUGACCCUGAUAUUCCUCCCGCUCCCAGCAUGCAGAUGGACUGCUUUUAAUUUUUUCUGAACAAUAUCGUUUUUAUGCCAUUUUUUGGGAAUAUUAUGAUGGAGAGACUCGCGAGGGGAAAGAACCGGGACGGAUUAUCAGCUUUGGAUUACACGCGGGAAUGAAAUGAGAAAUAUCCUCAUGAACUAUUGUGAUGAAGACUUUUUAUUUAUUUGGAUUGUACAAAGGUGUGUUGAGUGUGUGUUGUCUGUGUGUGUCUCAUACGUGCCAAAGGGUCUCAAGUCCUCUGUUUUCCUAAACAAUAAAUAUGGCCAGUCAGUCACAGCUUCUGGUCUCUGAUGACGUGAACGUCACGGCUUCCUCUGCUGAAUAUUUGUUUCUGUAUCCUGAGCUCAGUAGGUUUAAGGUCAGUUCAACCAAAUUCUGAAAAAAUUCUCUUACAAGAUGCAUUUCAUCUGUUUUGGUUUCAUUUGUCCAGGAUUCUGACUGACAUCUUUUUACACUGAAAUAAAAUAAUUACAAGAAUUGACAAACAUC
Messenger RNA from Pseudoliparis swirei, 1961 nucleotides. RefSeq names its product BLOC-1 related complex subunit 5 (gene borcs5). Lineage: Eukaryota; Metazoa; Chordata; Actinopteri; Perciformes; Liparidae. The record is from RefSeq and is a predicted model, not a curated record. Gene Ontology annotation, biological process: organelle transport along microtubule; positive regulation of anterograde synaptic vesicle transport; lysosome localization. Bases 354 to 950 code for a protein of 198 amino acids. The transcript has 4 exons. Gene Ontology annotation, cellular component: synaptic vesicle membrane; BORC complex; cytoplasmic side of lysosomal membrane.